This is a messenger RNA of Falco peregrinus (peregrine falcon), 3857 nucleotides long. It is a transcript of the gene POLD3, whose product is annotated as DNA polymerase delta 3, accessory subunit. NCBI's taxonomy places the organism in Eukaryota, Metazoa, Chordata, Aves, Falconiformes, Falconidae. The coding region runs from base 505 to 1857 and encodes 450 amino acids. The record is from RefSeq and is a predicted model, not a curated record. Gene Ontology annotation, molecular function: DNA-directed DNA polymerase activity. Gene Ontology annotation, biological process: nucleotide-excision repair, DNA gap filling; DNA synthesis involved in UV-damage excision repair; DNA replication. Gene Ontology annotation, cellular component: nucleus; delta DNA polymerase complex. The transcript has 13 exons.
GAAAUGGGGGUUCUGGGGUGCGACGUGGAGGUCGUGGACUGUAGAUAACACUGGGUUGCUGAAGGGCUGGUGUGCGCUGCAGUUAGUCACCCUGCAACUUGGACAGCGAGAAAACGCUCCCUUCAAAACUUUUUAUUCUAAAUGUAGAAAAUUUGCAAGUCUGGUCAGACUGCUCGUGAGUCAGCCCUUAAAAGCUGAGCAAACCAUUCCCAGCCCACCGUCCUUCUGACGUACCGACCGGAUUAGGCGUGUGAAAGUAUGUUUUGAUUUCAUAGAGCUAUCGACUGUGUUACUAAACUCUGGCUUUUAUCAAAAAUGUGCCUCGCUGGUUGUCUACCCUCCGUCACCACAGCUCUUGGGACCAAUACAGGAAUGCAUUCAUCUCACACUCAAAUUUCAUUUGAAAUACUCCUGAUGAGUGGAUCAGCCCCGUAAGCUGUGGCACUGCAUGUGGACCUCUCAAUUUCCUGAAGCCAGCAUUCCUAGGGAUCAGGAAAACACCUAAUGCUCAUAAAGGUAACAUACAAAUGGCUAAGCUAUACUCUAGGAGUUCACGUCAACCAGGCUAAACAGAUGCUGUAUGAUUAUGUAGAGAGGAAACGAAAGGAGAAUUCAGGAGCUCAGCUUCAUGUCACCUACUUAGUUGCAGGAAACCUCAUCCAGAACGGAUACGUUUGCCACAAGGUUGCAGUAGUGAGAGAGGACAAACUCGAAGCAAUGAAGUCUAAACUAGCCACGAUUGCAAGUGUGCACGUGUACAGCAUUCAGAAGGCCUUGCUGAAAGACAGCGGACCACUCUACAACACAGACUAUGAUAUUGUCAAAACAAACCUGCACAACUGCAGCAAGUUUAGUGCCAUUCAGUGUGCUGCUGCGGUCCCCAGGACGCCAGCCGAAGUUUCUCAAGCGCAGACGUCUGUGCAGGCUGGUUCCCAGGCACAGAGUGACACGAAUGCUGUCAGCGUACCUGCGAUCAACAGCCACGGUCCAUCGACUGCUAAACAGACCUCACAGCAGCCCAAAGGGAUCAUGGGAAUGUUUGCAGCGAAAGCGGCGGCUUCCAAACCCCAGGACACAAAUAAAGAAACUAAAGCAGAGGCUAAGGAGGCCCCAGGUGUGUCUGCAGUCAGCAGCAAACCACCAGCAAAGAGCAGCAUAAUGAACAACUUCUUUGGAAAAGCUGCCAUGAACAAACUCAAAGUUAACUCUGUGCCUGAGCAGCCAAAGGAGGAGAAAGAAGUAGUCAAGCCUUCAGUUCCUGUGGCAGAACCAGAGUCAUCCCCUAAUACUGUAGCAGAGAAACCAGGAAGGAAAACAGAGUCUGCUAGAAUUCAAAAGAACAAAAAAAGUAAAAUGAAGAGGGUGGACAAGUCGGAUAAUGAGGAAGAAAGAGAUCCCGAAAAUCUAAAGAAAAAGAGGAAGCGAAUCAAACAACUUCAGUCUGACAGCAGUGACGAGGAAGGUAAAAAGAUAUAUGUCCCACCGUCUCCCGCACCUGAGGAAGAGAAAGCUCCUUCUCCACCUCUUGUACCUGCUCUGAAAAAUGAACUGGAGCCUGCAUCCACGGAGGUUUUGGCUGGAGGGAGGAAGAGGAAACGGAAGCGUGUGCUGAAAUCCAAAAUGUUUAUUGAUGAAGAAGAAGGCUGCAUGGUGACUGAGAAGGUCUAUGAGAGCGAAUCCUGUACAGAUAGCGAGGAUGACUUCACCAAGUCCAAGCCACUAGCUGCUCUCAAACAGCCUGUGCUGCCUAUGAAGAAAGAACCAAAGGAAGAAAGGAAGAACCUGAAGAAAGGGGCAACUACCACCAACAGAGCCAACAAACAGGUCUCCAUCAUGGGUUUUUUUCCGAAGAAAUGAACUGGGUCUUCCUCUCAGUCCUCUUGGGCAGCUUGGGAGUGUUGCUCUUUUUGUGUGGCUUUCUAAAAGCUGCUGCGUUGGAGGAGAACAACGCGCAAUCUUUGGUUACAUAAGAUAUCUUGCUUACUGUGUAAGUAAGCCCUCUGGACUAGAUUUUGUAUCAGAGAAAAGUUGUUUGGGGUUUUUUUUAUUAUUUGUUACUGCAAUCAUUUCAGUCAUCUUUAUUAAGCAGUAUGGGAAUUGCCACCUAGAAGCAGAAUCUAGAGGAACUCUUGAAAGGCUGUUCAUCUAUUCACAUGAAAUUUUAUUUUUUUAAUAUGGCUUUUCACCUGCUCAGUGCUGAAGGCCUGUUCCAUGAGUGGUAGAUGGACUAAAUUAGGAGUUGAGUUGUGUUAUUUCACGCCCUCCCUCUUUUUAUACCCCUGACUCUCCAGAUUGAUCUUAAACAUCCAUGUUGGUUAGAAGCUGUAAUGUAGCAGGUCUUCCAGCGUACACACAAAUAUUGAACAUCUGCUUCAGCUUUAACUGAAUGAAAUGAACUUAAUUUUCCCCCUAGGACUGGUAAAUAGUUUUUGCUCUGCCUUUCAUAAUCUUUUUUUGGACAAAGCAGAGCAUAUAAAAUUCUCUUACUCUUUUCUUCCUUGAAUGUAUCCUCUGUAAAUUGCUCAGAUGCCUAAUUAUAGACCGGGACACUGUUGGUGCUCUGUCUUUGCAUAAACAUCUUUGAGGCUUCCCACCCAAUUGGCUCCAGUGUCACUGGGAGAAGGCUUUGCAAUUGUUGGGACAGCAACUAUAUAUCUUUAACCUUGAAAGUUAAUGAGUCAAAGGGAAGGGUGAUGGGAGGGCACUUCUGAAACGCCAGUUGGGUACCUGCUGUCACUGUCUGUGAAGAAUUGCACGCUGCUUUUUGGUUUUGUAGGUUUUAGGUUGUCUGAAGCUUUUUUACAGGCAUAAACCAGACAACAGAAGAGUUGUUUUCUAGGACAUCUCGUCAUCCGCCUGCUGAAGGAAGUGUGUCACAGCAAAUGGUCCUGAGGAACCAGUUAUUGGAGAUGAAUAAAGCACUGCAGUCCUGUUAAUCAGAAAUGAGUCAUCGUUUUGGAUGUCUUCUGGUUUUCUGGUGCUAAAUUUGAUAGAUACGUGUAAAAGGCUAGAUUUUCCAGGGGAUGGGUGCUGAGCGUUUCUGAAGCUUGGCUGGUGAGGGCUCCCAAAUAGGCAACUGAUGUCAUCAGUGGUUUCUGAGUGGUGUUGGGCCACCGUACCUAUGGCUGUGUAUGUACACACUGGUUUAUAAAGUGUUUGUGGUGGGUAGAAAGAUAAAUAAAGUCUGAGGAGUGCGACCAAGGAAGAAAUGUCUUCAGGCACCCAGCUGAAAUAUUCUGACCUGUGGCCAGUAGAAAGGCCAACAGUGUAUUUACACAGUCCUUCUGACCAGGAGAUCACGUUGGCGGCUCGAGAAAUUUUUAACACGCACCUAAUGGCGACCGAGAGUUGACUCGAUUGAAGUCACGUCGCCCUAGGGUUUGUGCCCGUGCUUGUGUCCUGGCCGGGUGGGUUCAGCGGCUCCCGGCAUGGAUCGCUGCUCUGGGGGCUGUUCAAGGGUAGCCUCAGAGCUCAGCACCCACCCCGUGUAGCUCCUCAGAAGCGUUAAGAGCUGAAACUCUGGACAUUUUUGAGGUGGAGAUGUAUAGGAAAAAUAACGGGAAGAUGAGGGGAGGCACUAUCAGCGUGGUACUCGCAGACAUCCAGACGCAGAGCCUGCUGUGCAAGCUGAAAAAGGUUUCAUGCUCUCAAGGUAUGUUGGAGUGACGUGGCAGCAGAGGUCCAUGGGGAAAGAAUGAACGACCUUGUUGUAACUUUUAUGAAGCAAAUUUAACUGUUUUAAGAAAAUAAAAACCUCCUGUAGCAUUUCUUUUUUUUUUCUUGGUGGAAUUGAGAGUGUAUUUCUAAAAGUAAUUAUACGUAACAAAACCCAUUAAAUACAGAUAUUUUUUUUUUCA